This is a messenger RNA of Chaetomium globosum CBS 148.51, 576 nucleotides long. RefSeq lists its product as uncharacterized. Lineage: Eukaryota; Fungi; Ascomycota; Sordariomycetes; Sordariales; Chaetomiaceae. The record is from RefSeq and is a predicted model, not a curated record. The transcript is spliced from 3 exons. The coding region runs from base 1 to 576 and encodes 191 amino acids.
AUGGGCAAUGGAAACAAAAUCCCAGACGCCUGGGACGACGAUGAUUGGGAAGUCCAGGCCGACCGCGCAGCAAAGGAGGACUCUCCCGUACCAGAACCCCAACAAACUCCCAUGACACGCGCUGAACGUCUGGCAAAGCACGCCGAGGAGCAGCGAAAGCUAUGGGAUUCGGCAGAGACCCCCAAUGAAGCACCCUUCUUGCCUCCGACGAGUCCAGUGCCCCUGACUACGGCCUUCAAGCCGGUUGUCAAACUCUUAAGCCGCAAACCCGCCCCCCAGGUCAUCACCAGGCGCGACCCAGUUACCGGCCUCGAGCAAUUGACGAUACAAGACGACGAGGAAGACGAAACCGAGAAGAAGAAGCAGGAGACUCCCGAGGAGAUACGGAAACGUCAGCAACGCGACCUGGAAGAAAAGCAAAAACGGUACGAGCAGGCCCGAGCCAAGAUCUUUGGCGACUCGGAUCCUUCGUCAGGCCAGUCCACGCCGCGCACCGGCACCCCGCCAUCAGGAGGAGGAGACGCCCGGCAAAGCUACAAGGGACGGGGCAGGGGGCGUGGCGGCCGGGCAAUCUAA